AUGUUGGUCGACACCGGAUCUAGUGUCACGAUUAUAAAUGAAGCAUUCGCAAGCCAGAGUGGUUUGGACAUUUUGAAGGACUGUGCAUGCUAUAUUGAUGUUGCAAAUGAUUCUGUAUAUAUAAAUGAUGAAUGUAUCUCAUUUAUUUCUGAUGCAAGUUCGACUAGCGAAAGUGUGCAAGAUGCAUGUAAUUACAAGAACUUGAAUGGGAUUGAGAUAAGUGAGAGUGUUGAGUCUGGUGAGAAAGAGAUAGAUGAUUUCUAUGUAUCAGGUGAUUUAGGUGAAACGGAACGCAAGUCUAUUACUCAGGUAUUAGAUAAGUAUAGAAAAGUGUUUGCUUUCAGUGAUAAUGAAUUAGGGAAGACAGAUUUAGUUGAACAUUCUAUAGAUACAGGGGACAGUAAACCUAUUCACUUGAGGCCUUAUAGGAUUCCUCACAGUCAGCGGAUGUUACUGGAAUCCCAGAUAGAAACAAUGUGCGCUAAUGGAAUUGUGCGACCGUCUAAGAUUUGA
This is a messenger RNA of Saccostrea cuccullata (small rock oyster), 513 nucleotides long. RefSeq lists its product as uncharacterized. The transcript is spliced from 2 exons. The record is from RefSeq and is a predicted model, not a curated record. Gene Ontology annotation, biological process: proteolysis. The coding region runs from base 1 to 513 and encodes 170 amino acids. NCBI's taxonomy places the organism in Eukaryota, Metazoa, Mollusca, Bivalvia, Ostreida, Ostreidae. Gene Ontology annotation, molecular function: aspartic-type endopeptidase activity.